CCCCUCCUUCCCUUCUCUCCCCUCACCUGUCAACCCCACUUCUCUCAUUCUUUCCUAGCCAUGGCCUCAAACACCAUGGCAGGCCUUGUUGCAGGUUCCCAUACCCGAAAUGAGAUGCAUGUUUUGCAUGGCGAGCAACGGCCUCCCACCCGCCAGUCUGUACCCAAACUAUGUCGUGUUUGUGGCGAUGAGAUCGGAGUUAAAGCGGAUGGUGAGUUGUUUGUAGCCUGCCAUGAGUGUGGGUUCCCAGUUUGCAAGCCUUGUUAUGAGUAUGAAAGGAGUGAAGGAAACCAGUGCUGUCCCCAGUGUAACACUCGCUAUAAGCGUCACAAAGGUUGCGCUAGAGUUGCAGGAGAUGAUGAAGGCAGCUUGGAUGGAGAUGAUUUCAAUGAUGAAUUUCAGAUUAAGAACACGCGAGAUCAGCAGAAUGUCUUUGCUCCUUCGGAAAAUGGAGACUAUAAUCCGCAGCAAUGGCAUGCAAAUGGCCAAGCCUUCUCUGCAGCAGGGAGUGUUGCUGGAAAGGAUUUUGAAGGUGAGAAAGAUAUUUACAACAAUGAUGAAUGGAAAGACAGGGUAGAGAAAUGGAAAACCAGGCAAGAAAAGAAAGGUUUAAUUAGCAAAGAUGGAGGAAAUGAUCCAGGCGAUGAUGAUGACUUCCUUCUGGCUGAGGCCCGGCAACCAUUGUGGAGAAAAGUCCCAAUCGCAUCAAGCAAAAUCAGCCCAUAUCGCAUAGUCAUCGUCCUCCGUCUAGUCAUUCUUGCUUUCUUCUUCCGUUUCCGCAUCUUAACCCCAGCUUAUGAUGCUUUUCCCUUGUGGCUCAUCUCUGUCAUUUGUGAGAUCUGGUUCGCUUUCUCUUGGAUACUUGACCAGUUCCCCAAAUGGCAACCCAUCAACCGUGAAACCUACCUGGAACGCCUGUCAAUGAGGUUUGAGCGUGAGGGUGAGCCCAACCGUCUCUCCCCAGUUGAUGUCUUUGUAAGUACUGUGGACCCUCUUAAGGAACCACCAAUCAUAACUGCAAACACAGUUCUAUCCAUCUUGUCCCUUGAUUAUCCGGUCGAGAAGGUGAGUUGUUAUGUAUCGGAUGAUGGCGCAUCCAUGCUUCUUUUCGAUUCUCUAGCAGAAACUGCUGAGUUUGCAAGGAGAUGGGUGCCAUUCUGCAAGAAGCAUAGCAUUGAGCCCAGGGCUCCUGAGUUCUACUUCUCUCAGAAAAUUGACUACUUGAAAGAUAAAGUGGACCCCAGCUUUGUGAAGGAGCGCAGAGCCAUGAAAAGAGAGUAUGAAGAGUUCAAAGUGAGGAUUAACGCAUUGGUAGCAAAGGCUCAAAAGAAACCAGAAGAAGGAUGGACCAUGCAGGAUGGCACCCCAUGGCCUGGAAACAUCACUCGCGAUCAUCCCGGGAUGAUUCAGGUUUACCUUGGUAGUGAAGGUGCACUUGAUGUAGAAGGUAAGGAGCUGCCACGGCUCGUGUAUGUUUCUCGUGAGAAACGACCUGGCUAUCAGCACCACAAGAAAGCUGGUGCCAUGAAUGCUCUGAUUCGAGUCUCUGCAGUGCUUACCAAUGCACCCUUUAUGUUGAAUUUGGAUUGUGAUCACUACAUCAACAACAGCAAGGCUGCAAGAGAAGCCAUGUGCUUUCUGAUGGAUCCACAGCUUGGGAAGAAGCUCUGUUAUGUCCAGUUCCCACAGAGGUUCGAUGGUAUUGAUCUCCACGAUCGAUAUGCUAACCGAAAUGUUGUAUUCUUUGAUAUCAACAUGAAAGGCCUAGAUGGGAUUCAAGGGCCGGUGUAUGUUGGUACUGGAUGUGUCUUCAACCGGCAGGCAUUGUAUGGCUAUGAUCCACCAGUGUCCGAGAAAAGACCCAAGAUGACAUGUGACUGCUGGCCUUCAUGGUGCUGCUGCUGUUGUGGUGGUUCAAGGAAGUCAAAGUCGAAGAAGAAAGUUGAAAGAGGUUUGCUUGGAGGAGUGUAUAGCAAGAAGAAGAAAAUGAUGGGGAAGAACUACUCCAGGAAAGGAUCUGGACCAGUCUUUGAUCUUGAAGAGAUUGAAGAAGGCCUUGAAGGCUAUGAUGAGUUGGAGAAAUCAUCCCUUAUGUCACAGAAAAACUUUGAGAAACGGUUUGGACAGUCUCCAGUUUUCAUUACUUCCACUCUCAUGGAAGAUGGUGGCCUUCCUGAAGGGACUAAUAGCACAGCUCUUAUCAAAGAAGCCAUCCAUGUUAUCAGUUGCGGCUAUGAAGAAAAAACCGAAUGGGGCAAAGAGAUUGGAUGGAUUUAUGGUUCAGUUACAGAAGACAUUUUGACAGGAUUCAAGAUGCAUUGUAGAGGGUGGAAGUCAGUGUAUUGUAUGCCAAAGAGAGCGGCUUUCAAGGGAUCUGCUCCUAUAAAUCUAUCAGACCGGUUGCACCAAGUUUUGAGAUGGGCUCUUGGAUCUGUUGAAAUUUUCCUUAGUCGUCACUGUCCUCUAUGGUAUGGUUAUGGAGGAAAGUUGAAAUGGCUGGAGAGGCUUGCUUACAUUAACACCAUUGUUUAUCCCUUCACUUCCAUUCCCUUGCUUGCCUACUGUACCAUUCCUGCAGUCUGUCUUCUCACAGGAAAAUUCAUCAUCCCAACUCUGACAAACUUUGCUAGCGUAUGGUUUAUGGCUCUUUUCCUCUCCAUCAUAGUAACAGGUGUGCUUGAGCUCCGAUGGAGUGGUGUUAGCAUCCAGGACUGGUGGCGCAAUGAACAAUUCUGGGUGAUUGGUGGUGUCUCAGCUCACCUUUUCGCCGUUUUCCAGGGCCUCCUCAAGGUUCUUGCUGGAGUUGAUACCAACUUCACUGUAACAUCAAAAGCAGCAGAUGAUGCUGAGUUUGGAGACCUCUACCUCUUCAAAUGGACUACCCUUCUCAUCCCACCAACCACUCUUAUAAUCCUGAAUAUGGUUGGAGUUGUAGCUGGAGUUUCAGAUGCCAUCAACAAUGGUUAUGGUUCAUGGGGACCUUUAUUUGGGAAACUAUUUUUUGCCUUCUGGGUCAUUGUCCAUCUCUAUCCAUUCCUCAAGGGUUUGAUGGGAAGGCAAAACAGAACUCCUACCAUUGUAGUCCUUUGGUCCAUCCUUCUCGCUUCGAUUUUCUCACUGGUUUGGGUUCGAAUUGAUCCUUUCCUGCCUAAACAAACAGGCCCAGUUCUUAAACAAUGUGGUGUCGAAUGCUAGCCAUGCAUUUGAGGUCCUUGGCUUCCCUUUUUACAGUUCUCUUUCUCAGAUUCUACCACAUUUUUCAGUUGCUUCUUUGAAUGAUUUUCAAGAUUUCUAAGAGAGUGAUUUGUGUAUACAAUCAUUAAGAGGAAUUUUGUUGGUAAUGUGCAUACUCUGAGCCCAUGGCAUAUGUACACUUCACAAAUACUGUAAUGAAAAUAUUGAAAUCAGAGUCUCCACCUGAACAACAUUGUGUGCA
Molecule: messenger RNA, 3436 nt
Organism: Vitis vinifera (wine grape)
Lineage: Eukaryota; Viridiplantae; Streptophyta; Magnoliopsida; Vitales; Vitaceae
Product: cellulose synthase A catalytic subunit 4 [UDP-forming]
Exons: 12
Coding region: 61-3195 (1044 amino acids)
Biological process (GO): cellulose biosynthetic process; plant-type primary cell wall biogenesis
Cellular component (GO): trans-Golgi network; plasma membrane
Molecular function (GO): cellulose synthase (UDP-forming) activity
Source: RefSeq, a predicted model, not a curated record